CUUACCUGCGGCUGCUUGCCUUCACCUGCCUUUUUCAUGCUGAUAGGGCUCUCUAGUGCUGAGCUCCUCUUGCGGACCUGGGUCGGUUCGGUCGACGCGGGAAUGGAAUGUUGGAAUUCCAGCUCUAGGACCUGGUCUGGACUUGCAUCAAUGGCGCAAUUCCAAGAGAUAGCGAUGUAAUCUACGUGCAUGAUGUUGAUAUUUUACUUGAUAUCUAUGUGUGACCCCCGCCCAGAUAGCUCCCAAUCCUAGCUGCGGGUAGCUAUAUGAUGAUGCCCUGAGCCUAAUUUUUCGGAAACCUUGUUGUUUACCUUCACCUGCUCGGGCCAAUUCACACAUAUCGGCGUCCAGAAGGUUGUUGUCGUCGUGCCACAGCGAAUAUGAGGUUCCAAUCUCAAAUGCAGGUAGCUUUAGCUGCCCUGCCUACCGCGCUCGGCAUUACACCAGAGCUUAUGCUUGCCGCGAACCGCUAUGGCGUCGCCGCACCAAACCCUAGUGGCGAAUUCGCGAUUUAUACGGUUUCAAACUACACGUUCGAGACGAAAAAGCGCGCGUCGCAUUGGAACAAGCUCGACUUGAAGACCGGCGACAUCUCCCUCUGGCACGCCGGCUCUGACAUUUCAGAAGUUGUAUUUGUCGGCCCAACCCCGUCAAGCAUCAUAUACGUCAACGGUACCAACGCCGAAGAUGACGGUGGUAUAAGUUUAUACUCUGCGGAUGCCAACUCCCUAGCUGAUGCCAAAUUGAUCGCUUCAUUGCCUGCGCCAUACUCGGGACUCAAAGCCGUUCAGGUCCCAUCCGGCGAUAUUCACUUUUUAGUGUAUACCAAGGCAUUCCCUAACGGCACUGCAUACAACGCGCAAACUGCAAGCGCAUCUGCUAGCUCGGCUAGGAUUUAUACGUCAACCUAUGUUCGACAUUGGGACACAUGGCUCGACAAGGAAAAGAACGCUGUCUUUGGCGGUGUGCUGAAAGGAGCUAAUGGAUCUUAUUCCUUCUCCGGCGAGUUGACCAAUUAUAUCUCUGGAAUCUGCAAUAUUACGUGUGCCGAAAGUCCUUACGACCAAAGUGACGAGAGCGACUACGAUAUCUCACCUGAUGGCAGCAGCGUCGUCUUCCUAACGAAGGAUCCUUCGCUCCCAUUGGCCAAUUUCACUACCGAUGUAAUCUACACGGUGCCGUUCAACGGCACUUCGAAGGACGCAAAGGCGAUUAAUGCCCGGGGAACUACCAAGUACCUUAAUGCCGAAGGUGCUGCUACGAGUCCCAGAUUCUCUCCCUCGGGAAAGCAUAUUGCGUAUUUCCAGAUGAAUGGGAUAUCAUACGAAUCGGAUCGUAAUAUCCUUUAUGUUGCCAAUGCGGACUCGGAUGACUUCAACGUAACAGCUCUUGCUCAUGACUGGGAUAGAUCACCCGAUAGCUUGGCAUGGUCAAAGGACUCGGAAACGAUCUUCGUCGCCGCUCCUGACCUCGGCCGAGAACGCAUAUUUCCAGUUCCCCUCACCGCCGGCGACUCGUACACGCCCAAGAAUAUUACGAAUGAAGGAGUACCUUCCGGCUUCUAUGUCUUGCCUGACGACUCGAUCCUUGUGUCUGAUACUAAGAUAUGGACCAGUCGUGAUAUAUUCACCAUCUCGCCCGAAGGUGACGUCGUCAAGACCUACUUCCAAGCCAAUCUAGUCGAUCCCGCUCUGAAGGGAUUGAAGCCUGAGGACGUGUCCGAGUUUUACUAUUCCAGCAACAGUUCCGAAAUUAAGCAGCAGGCCUGGAUCGUCUAUCCGGAAGGCUUCGACGAGAGCAAGACUUAUCCAUUGGCGUUCAUCACUCAUGGUGGUCCCCAAGGCGCGCAUUUUAACUCUUGGUCCACGCGGUGGAACUUCAAGGUUUGGGCGGAUCAAGGUUACGUCGUCAUCGCACCAAACCCGACAGCCAGUUCAGGUUGGGGUCAAAACUUGACAGAUGCCAUCCAAGGGAAUUGGGGAUCGUACCCGUACUGGGAUUUGGUGCAUGUGUGGGACUACGUCAACGAGAACCUGAAGUAUGUUGACACGGAAAACGGUAUCGAAGCUGGCGCGUCCUUUGGUGGAUAUAUGACCAACUGGAUCCAAGGACAUGAACUUGGGAGACGAUUCAAAGCUUUGGUGACGCACGACGGCAGCACGUCUACUCUGAAUCAGUACGCAAGCGAGGAGCUAUGGUUCAUGAAUCACGACUUCUCUGGCCCAUUCAACCAAACCGGAUUCCUGCCCGGAUCGCCCUAUUAUGAGUGGAAUCCGUUACUGUACGUGGAUAACUGGGCAACGCCGCAUUUCGUGGUCCACAACUCCCUGGACUUCCGACUGCCUGUUAGCGAAGGCAUCCUCCUCUUCAACAUGCUCCAGACCAAGGGCGUACCAAGCAAGCUACUCAACUUCCCUGACGAGAACCAUUGGGUCUUGAAGCAGGAGAACAGCUUGGUCUGGCAUACCGAAAUCUUCAAGUGGAUUAAUUACUAUAGUGGUAUUAGUAAUGCUUCGAGUCCUUAUUAGGACCGAAUGUAGAUAAUCUGGGAUAGAAACUUUCUCGAAUCCCGUAAUACCUAAUUCAAUUAGACAUGAUUGUCAGAUGAAGCGAUUUUGUGUGUGUAUGUGGCGUAUAUGUGUAUGUGUAGGGUGCCAUCAAACAGGUGACUCGUUACGAUGCAUGAUGUGACGGACGGAGAAA
Molecule: messenger RNA, 2703 nt
Organism: Annulohypoxylon maeteangense
Lineage: Eukaryota; Fungi; Ascomycota; Sordariomycetes; Xylariales; Hypoxylaceae
Product: alpha/beta-hydrolase
Exons: 3
Coding region: 381-2528 (715 amino acids)
Biological process (GO): proteolysis
Molecular function (GO): serine-type endopeptidase activity
Source: RefSeq, a predicted model, not a curated record